AUGGGAUGUGGUAUUCUCACAACAUACGCUGAAAUCGGUAACAUCUCUGGAUUGCAUGGGUUAUUGGUUUACACUAUUUGUGGAGCCAUUCCAAUUCUAGGAUUUGCAUACUUCGGACCUAUUAUCAGAAAAAAGUGUCCUGACGGGUUCGUUUUGACAGAAUGGGUAAGGCAUAGAUUUGGUAUUAUUACGGCAUUAUACUUAUCUUUUUUCACAUGUUUAACCAUGUUUUUGUUUAUGGUUGGAGAACUUUCUGCUAUCAGAACUGCAAUCGAAACUUUAACUGGAUUAGAUGCUUUGGCCGCUGUGAUUGUUCAAUGUGUAGUUACAUCAAUUUAUACAUCCAUUGGUGGGUUUAAAGUAAGUUUUGUUACUGACAACUUCCAGGGGGUCUUUGUUUUACUAUUAGUUAUCAUUUGUGCAGCUGGAAUGGGUUCAUAUAUUGAUAUUGAUAAGUCGAAAGUUGGAGAAUCAGGUUUGUUGAAGGCUAAUAAAUUAGGUUGGCAAUUGCUUUAUAUUUUAUUCGUGGCUAUAUUAACCAACGAUUGUUUCAUGGCAGGAUUCUGGUUAAGAACUUUUGCAAGUCGUACUAACAAGGACUUAUGGAUUGGAUGUUCGAUCGCCUCAUUUGUUACGUUUGUCAUUUGUACAUUGGUUGGUACUACAGGCUUCUUAGCAGUUUGGGCAGGCGAUUUAGUCGUUGGAGAUGAAGAAGGAUACAAUGCAUUUUUCAUUUUGUUAUCCAAAAUGCCAGGUUGGUUGGUUGCAUUUAUUUUAAUCUUUGUUAUAUCAUUAUCAACUUGUACCUUUGAUUCUUUACAAUCAGCAAUGGUCUCAUCAAUAUCUAAUGAUAUUUUCCGUAAUAAAUUGCACAUUAAUUAUACUAGAGUCUUAGUGGUUUUAAUUAUGAUCCCUAUCAUUGUGCUUGCAGUUAAGGUUGCAGAUGAUAUUUUACAAAUAUACUUAAUUGCCGAUUUAGUCUCUGCUGCUAUUAUUCCAGUAGUCUUUUUGGGAUUGAGCGAUACCUAUUUCUGGUUUUUAAGAGGAUUGGAUGUUAUGUGUGGUGGUUUAGGUGGUUUGCUUGGUGUUUUUAUUUUCGGAACUGUUUAUUAUGGGUCUGCAAAAGAAGGUGGAAAAUUGUUGUUGGUGUGGAACGGUAUUUAUGAUGACGCUGAUUGGGGGCCAUUUGGUGCCUUUGUUAUUGCUCCUUUUGGAGGCCUUGUAAUAUGCUUUUGUGUUGCUGCUUUAAGAAUAGGUGUUACAUAUAUUUAUUCUAGAAUUUCUGGUAGUCCGUUUGUUGCUUUAGACAAACCUGAGCCUAGGGAGAUUAUUGAUUCUACAGAAUUCCACAACGGCAGAUACGAGUCAACAGAGGAUAAUAUAAAGAAAAGCAUGGACGAAUCACAAUAA
Molecule: messenger RNA, 1410 nt
Organism: Debaryomyces tyrocola
Lineage: Eukaryota; Fungi; Ascomycota; Pichiomycetes; Serinales; Debaryomycetaceae
Source: the annotation of a GenBank genome assembly